CUACAGCAACACCGCCGAGCCACCGCUGGCUUAGCAACAGGCGACCGUCUUUUUCUCUGGUGUUAAACGAUCUUUUUCUUUAUUAUGUAAACAUGUGUUUUUUAACCUAACGGCUUCUUUUUGGAUGACCACAACACCCCGAUUCUGCUGUUUAUUCUUUUGUUUUUUUUUUUAAAUCCCGAAUAUUUUAUUCAACUUUCAUUUACGCAAAGCUGGGGGAGAUGACGGCUGAAGUCGACCUCACCAAGAUGGCCGCCGUGGACGUGGAAGACGAGAGCAUCCUGGCUGCGAUUUUUAAAGACAGCUUCCCCGACAACUGGCGAGAGAACCCGGACUUUGCGGCUUACUUGUCCGAGCUGAGCUCGUUUGGGGUGGACAAGCUGACCCGGGAGCCGGAGAGGCUGGCGGAGGAGCGGGCUCAGAUCCUGCAGCAGACCCGGGAGCUCGCCUUCUGCAACUACAAGACCUUCAUCCGCACGGCCGACUGCACCCAGGAGAUCUACCGCGACUUCGGGCGGGUGGAGAGCAGCGUGUCGCGGCUCCUGGACAAGUUACCCGGGUUUGGGGAGAAAUGCAGGGCCUUCAUGACGGAGGCGGAGGACAUUGGGGCCAGCCGCCGGAUGAACAGCCUGACGCUGAACCGCCACACGGAAAUCCUGGAGAUCCUAGAGAUCCCACAGCUCAUGGACACCUGCGUCCGCAACGGCUACUACGAGGAGGCUCUGGAGCUGGCCGCCUACGUCAGGCGGCUGGAGAAGAAGCACUGCUGUCUCCCCGUUGUCCAGGGCAUUGUGCAUGAGGUGCGUCAGUCUGCUCAGCUCAUGCUGAACCAGCUGCUGCAACAGCUGCGCAGCAACGCCCAGCUGCCCGUCUGCCUGCGCGUGAUUGGCUACCUGCGGCGCAUGGACGUCUUUACGGAGGCGGAGCUGCGGGUGAAGUUCCUGCAGACACGGGGGAGCUGGCUGGGCUCCAUCCUGAGUGCCAUCCCGGACGGCGACCCUUACUUCCACAUCACCAAGACCAUCGAGGCGUGCCGCGUGCACCUCUUUGACAUCAUCACCCAGUACCGCGCCAUCUUCUCCGACGAGGACCCGCUGCUGGCCCCGGGGGGCCAGGCGGUGAAUGAGGGUGCCAUCUUCCACGGCUGGGUGGUGCAGAAGGUCUCGGAGUUCCUGGAAACCCUGGAGCGGGACCUGCAGCGUGGGGUGGGCAGCCGUCUGGACUCCUUACUGGGGCAGUGCAUGUACUUCGGGCUGUCCUUCAGCAGGGUGGGGGCCGAUUUCCGCGGCCAGCUGGCUCCCAUGUUCCAGAGGGUCGCCAUGGGCGCUUUCCGCCAUGCGGUGCAGGAUGCGGUGGUGCAGUUCCAGGAGGACAUGAAUUUGUACACCCUGAUCUCGGUACCAGUCAUGCUGGGCAGCACCAUCCCCGCCGCGCCGCCCGGCACCCAGCCUGGCACCCUCCAGCCCCCCAUGAUCCUCCUGGACUUCCCGCCGCUGGCGUGCUUUCUCAACAAUGUCUUGAUGGCCUUCAACGACCUGCGGCUCUGCUGCCCCGUGGCCCUGGCGCAGGACGUGACCAGCUGCUUGGAGGAGGCUCUCCUCAAGGUGACCAAGCUGAUCCUGGUGUUCCAGCGGGCCGAGGAGGCGGCCUUCAGCGACCGGGAGAGGGAGCUGUUCACACAGUUUUGCUGUGCCUUCGCCGAAGACAUGGUGCCUUUCCUGAAUCGCUGCCUGCAAGUCCUCUUCCCUCCUGCGCAGGUGGCUCUCAUACUCGGGAUCCAGCCCACACAAGUCCACAAGCACGGCUCCCUGGGCUGCAUUAAUGUGGGGGAGAUUCUGGAGCCGCUGGCCUUCAUCCUGCCCAAGAAGGAGGUGCUGCCCCCAGCAGGGGAGCUCGGCAGCGAUCUGGGGAGCGCGGGAGACGUGCCGGCCGGGGGGGGCUCCAGUCCCACGCAGGAGCCCCCCCACCCCCCUCUGUCCAGGCUGGAGGAUGCAGCGACGCCAGUGGUGCAGUCAACACCGGAGGAGGCUGGGCCGUAGCAACAACAGGAAGGCACGUGCUUCUCUGUUUCCACAGCACCUCAACUGGGCUUGUUCCUUCUUGAUGUGUCAGUUUUUUCAUCCUGGCCCAUGCUCUUUGACCAGUACCUCAUCUGUUUUUGAAGAAACCUGUUUGUUGUUCAUAAAACGUGCUUGCAUGUUCUCCCAGUGACUGAGAGAAUCUUCACAAGGAGCUCUGGUUUUCUCCCAGAUAACAAAGACGCACUACCUGGCUAUUCUAAAUUGUCCCUUGUAGCUGGCAGUCUCCACAUGGAUGUAUAAAAGAACAGUUUCUGUGAAUGUACAUUAUUGCAGUUUUGGAACACUGGUUCACACAUGAGAAAGGAGCCCAAUAUAUAGGGAGUUACAAUUUGUGCGCAGUUUUCAUAACAGUAAGAUUUUAGACUUCAGGAAAGAAGUUUGAAUGGCUGGUUACUUCUCUUGUAUCUGCCCUGGAUUUGGGAUCAUUCUUGUGCCAAGGCCUUCAUGACCUUCCUGCCAGCAGUCGGGCUCCUCUGACAAGCCCACCCAUGCAGCCAUCCCUUUCCUAACAAGGUCUGCAGGGACGGACCGGUGGGCUAGUGCCGACCGGAGGUGUGGCACGUCCCUGUCUUAAGCCCCAGAAGUCAAUGACGUGCUGAAAGAGGACUCUGAUUAAUCCCUGCCCUACUUAGGGAGAUGAAACUGCACACGUACAUCUCAUGAUUACGGCUUCGGCUCAAAAGGAAGAGGUCUUUACGCUUCUUAUGGUCCCUGGCAACAGCAGCGACUUCAUUUGGAUGAGAAACUACACUUGGUUGAAAGAGGAGUUUAAUGAUUAAUUAUCCAUCCUUCCACCUUGUUUUAUCCAGUUUAGGGUCGCGGGGGUAACCGAAGACUGCUGGGGCUGGCAGGCCCAUCACAGGGCAGGCAUGGACACACCAGGACCUAUAUACCCAGAAACCAGUUAACCUACCAGUAUGUCUUUGGACUGUGAGAGAAAACCAGAGCUUCUGGAGGAACUGCGAUAAGUUAUGUUCAUCUUAAUUUUUCUUCGUGGCCCUGAAGUAGAUGAGUAGUCUUUCAGUGGUGAGGGACAAUCAUGGUGAAGGGUGUAGACUCAAACAGAUAACCUCUGCCAUGUCUAGUUCAGAAAUUUCCUUGGUAGCUGAGCAGCUGCUCUUUAUGUUGUUUUCUCUGUUCUGAGGUGCCUGCGACAUUGACUUCUAACUUUCCUGUCUUUUGCAUUUUUAAUUUACGGGAAAUCACGCCCUUUGAAGCUGAAAAAAAUACUUUUCAAACCCAUGUUUGCCUUCUGACGCCUUAGAUGCUGGUUUUCGACUUUGAGAAGUGGUGGGGUUUCACAAUGUGGGGGGCAUAAUUUGUGUAAGGAAAUACAAGGGACAUCUGGGCUGUAAUAUAAAGAAUAAAUUUAUUUAUGAGUA
Lepisosteus oculatus (spotted gar) is the source of this 3463-nucleotide messenger RNA. RefSeq names its product component of oligomeric golgi complex 8 (gene cog8). Gene Ontology annotation, biological process: intra-Golgi vesicle-mediated transport. The record is from RefSeq and is a predicted model, not a curated record. Gene Ontology annotation, cellular component: COG complex. Lineage: Eukaryota; Metazoa; Chordata; Actinopteri; Semionotiformes; Lepisosteidae.